Cynoglossus semilaevis (tongue sole) is the source of this 2942-nucleotide messenger RNA. It is a transcript of the gene pou3f2b, whose product is annotated as POU class 3 homeobox 2b. Gene Ontology annotation, cellular component: nucleus. Gene Ontology annotation, molecular function: DNA-binding transcription factor activity, RNA polymerase II-specific; RNA polymerase II cis-regulatory region sequence-specific DNA binding. Gene Ontology annotation, biological process: brain development; regulation of transcription by RNA polymerase II. The record is from RefSeq and is a predicted model, not a curated record. The transcript has a single exon. Bases 317 to 1462 code for a protein of 381 amino acids. Lineage: Eukaryota; Metazoa; Chordata; Actinopteri; Pleuronectiformes; Cynoglossidae.
UGCUCUGCUCAUCCGGCUGCUCCGUCUCUCCAUGCUGCGCUCGGGCUCUCCGCGUCCACAGGAUCCUCAUCCCGCACCUCUCCCACAAAGACACUGGUGUUUGUUGAUGUUUCUUUGCAGCCAAUCGCUGCGCCGUUGCCCUUGGUGACGACGUCCAUCAUCCUCUCGUGUCCAAUCAUCGGUGGGAGGCGGAGCAGGGUCCAGGUGCGCCUCAGCGUUCUCCUGGCAGAGCGCCUGGGAGCCGCCUGUGGGCAGGAGAGGAUCUGUCAAAUGCGAGGUUCAUUUAAUAAGAGCGACCAGUCCGGCUCCGAGAGUCAUGGCGACCGCAGCGUCUAACCACUACAACAUCCUCACCUCCAGCGCAUCCAUCGUGCACUCGGAGCCUGGCAACAUGCAGCAAGCCACGGCGUACCGGGACGCGCAGAGCCUGUUGCAGGGCGACUACCCGCUGCAGAGCAACAGCCACACGCUGAGCCACGCGCACCAGUGGAUCACGGCGCUGUCCCAUGGAGAGGGCGCACCGUGGUCCUCCAGCCCGCUCGGCGCGGAGCAGGACAUCAAGCCCGCUGUGCAGGCAGCGCGGGACGAAAUGCACAACUCCAGCAGCAACUUACAGCACCAGGCGCGGGCGCAGCACCUUGUGCACCAGACGCACGGGAACCACCACGACAGCCGGGCGUGGAGAACCACAACCGCGGCGCACAUACAGACUAUGGCGACGACCAACGGCCAGAGCCUUAUUUACUCCCAACCGGGCUUUGGCGUCAACGGGCUGAUCCCGAGCAGCGCGCACGGCAUGCACCACCACAACCUUAGAGACAGCCACGACGAGCACCACAGCCCGCACCUCAGCGACCACGGCCACCCUCAGUCCCAGCAUCAGCACCAGCACCGGCCGCAGAGUCACCACGACCACUCGGACGAGGAUACGCCGACCUCGGACGACCUGGAACAGUUCGCCAAGCAGUUUAAGCAGAGGAGGAUCAAGCUGGGCUUCACGCAGGCGGACGUGGGACUCGCCCUGGGGACCCUGUACGGAAAUGUCUUUUCCCAAACCACAAUAUGCAGGUUUGAGGCCCUGCAGCUCAGCUUCAAAAACAUGUGCAAGCUGAAGCCUCUGUUGAACAAGUGGCUGGAAGAGGCGGACUCCACCUCGGGCAGCCCCACCAGCCUAGACAAAAUCGCCGCGCAGGGGAGAAAAAGGAAAAAACGGACCUCCAUCGAGGUGAGCGUAAAGGGAGCUUUGGAGAGCCAUUUUUUGAAGUGCCCUAAGCCGGCAGCGUCGGAAAUAAUCAACCUGGCGGACAGUCUGCACCUGGAGAAAGAAGUGGUGAGGGUUUGGUUUUGUAACAGGAGACAGAAGGAGAAACGCAUGACACCUCCUGGAGGAGCGCUGCCGGGGAGCGAGGAUGUGUACGGGGACACGCCGCCGCACCACGGGGUCCAGACCCCGGUCCAGUGAACUCCAUUGAGCCUGGACCGCUCCUCCAGGACUUGUUUAUCCAUUUUUUAUUAUUUAUCCCUAAGGUUAUAUAUAAAUCACUGGACUAUGAAACAAUAUAGUGGGUGUUUUAUGUAUACUAGAUUGCAGUGAGUAUUUACACAAUAUCUGCAGUGAAUUCCGUGGGAAACAGAGUGAAGGAGAGGACAGGACAUUUGUUUUCCCCCCUCUCCUCUUCAAGGAACACAAGCCGAGGAUACAAGCCCAGCACUGUGACUACACUCGACGCAGUUUCCAGGUGUAGCCCCCCAUCGUGUAUUGAAAUGACAAAAACAACAAAAGAGAGAGAGAAAGGAGAGGAUGGCAUGGUGAAUGGUUUCCAUUUUAAAGCCUAAAAAAUAAUUAAAUCUCCUACAUUUUCCUGUGCGUAAAAGGAGGAAAGGCAAGACAGAGGCGUUUUUUAGUUGUUUGUUUACGGUCCAUAAUGGUGCGUCCAGCAGUGGGUGGAUGGAUGGUGGGUGGAUGGAUGGAAGGCGCAGUGGGGGGUCAAAGGAGCUGUGUUAAUGGAGUAAACUGGGGGCCAGUGAAGGAAAGUAAAAGGCUGCAGCCCACAGUCCAGUGGAGUCCAGCUGAGGCUGAGCAUCGUCCCGAGUCCCAUCUGUCAGGCAAGCAGCAGAGAGACGCUGCUGUGAAGCUGCAGGCCAUCAGCUCUUAUUUAUAACUGCGAUUAGUAUUAUUAUUGUUAUUGUUAUUAUUAUUAUUAUCAUUGCUAUUAUUAUUAUUAUUACAAAAUAACUCCUUAAUAAAUGGCCUAACUGCAGCUUCGACCUCUGCCCUUGAGCCAAAUAAUGAAAAACCUUAAAAUUCAAUGGAAAACUGACAAACGAUUAAAAAAAAACCCCAAGAAAUUCAAAUGUUCCUUUAACCGACUGAUUGGAUCAUAUAAAUUGCACUUUUUACCCCUCCCACUCCCCCCAAAAAGAAUGGGCUACACACGAAUGAAAUAAAUAUCUACAGAGAUUAUAUAUGUCAGUUAAACUCUCUCAGAACAUUUGGGAUCCACUUUUGUAAAUAUUGUAUAACUUUUGAAAGUCAUGGCUUCAUGAUCCCCCCCGUUUUUCUUUCUUUUCUCUAACUCGUUAUUUUGUCGUUACUUCACUGGGGCACUUUUUUGAAUUUGAUGUUUUCAAAAGCCAGCAUUUUUAUUUUCUAAAUCUUCUUUUCAUUCACAGCCUUCCUGCUGCCUUGUGUUUGUUGUUGCUAUUUAACGUUUCUCUCAAUGUGAUGUCGAAAAUGACGCUCGUUUCACGGAUUGAUUUCCACACGUAUUUUUUUCAAUUUCAAAUAAUGUUUCUCUUCCGUAUAUUUUCAGUCCGCUGUGAAAUUACAUCAGAUUGUGUUUCCCAUUAUGUAACAUUAAAUAUGCUUUAACGGCUGAACUCAGAUGAAUUGAUAACGUAAACGAUGGAGCACAAGUCAGUCGAAAACAAGUCAGUAUUAU